UCCCUACAGCCCCCGCGAGGGCUCCGGCUCUCCGGCGGAGGCACAGUGUCGCGACGGCCCGUAGGAAGAGGGAAGAAGGCUUCGUGCUGCGUGCGAGGCGGGGACCGGGGCACCCGUGCGGGCCGACCCCCAAGCUGGACCCACCCAGGGAGUUCAGGAUGAUCUCAUCUCAAGAUCCUUAACUACAUGUGCAAAACUCCUUUCCCAGCUAAGGCUCCCUGAAGUUACCCAGAGCCACGUGAAUGAGUUCUGGCUAAUGGAAUGUGGACAGGAGUGAUGGAUAACAUAAAAUGGCCUACAUCAUCUUUUUCACUUGUUUCAUCAGUCAGCUGGACAGAGGAGAUUCAGCAGAAAAUCCUGAGAAGGACAUAAAGAACAGCAGAGACCCAGGAUAGAAGGAGCUUGGGUACCUAAAUCAAGGACAAUCUUCUAGGAAGGUCACUUGACCCCACUUGAGACUGUGACAUGAGCAAAAAGGAAGUCUGUAUUGUGUUGAGCUACUGAGAUCCUGGGAUUGUUUGUGUAGUCACUGUUAUGUGCUGUUAGUGAAUACAUCUUUUUAAAAAACUAAAAUCAUAGAGCUCCUGGCUGGCUCAGUCAGUAGAGCACGUGACCCUUGAUCUUGGGGUCAUGAAUUCAAGCCCUAAGUUGGGCAUGGAGCCUACUUAAGAAAAAAAGAACUAAAAUUGUGACUCUCAUGCAAGUAUAAAAUGAACAUGUGUCAAAGAUUUUGUUUCUUAAUAAGGUGUUACAGCCAGUUUUUUGAGGGUGGAAGAAGGGACCAUAAGCAAGGAAUACUAGGAAUGCAGUUUAAAUGUUGAAAAGGCAAGGAUAUGACUUCUCCCCUAGAACCUCCAGAAAGAGGGUAGCCUUCCUGCCACUCCAAUUUCAGCUCAGUGAUACUGAUUUCAGACUUCAGGCACCCAGAACUGUGAAAGAAUGCAUUUCCGGUAUUUUAAGCCAUCAGGUUUGUGGUAAUAUGUUAUAGCAGCCACAGGAAACUAAUACACUGUCCUUCAUUUCUGCCUCUCUGUGUGGGCUCCAUUCUCUUGACAGGUUCUCCCUUCAUGGAGACACGAAGGCUGCACCUGUACCUGCUGACAGGUAUUCAGGGUUUAAAGUUCCACAGGAAAUACAAGCCCUAAUAGUUCAGAAAGAAUCCCUGCCCUGUGAAACCCAUAGGUCCAAGUAGGUCAUCUGUGGAUCCUGAGUCAAUCCUGAGGGCCAAGGGGAAUUGGAUGCAUUCACACUUGCCCAAACCCAAAUUGAGUGGGGGCAACUGAGAGACUUUUACACAGAAAAGAACGAUCCCAGCUCGGACGUGUUAUCGGACCCGCGCCCCCGGCUCCCACGGCCUGGCCUCGCAGGCGCGCUCUGGGACCACUGAGACUAAGGUCUCCACGCCGCCCAGAGCAGCCCGGAAGUGGCUCGGCCAAGUGGGGUCGGGACGGAAGUGCGGUAGCCCGAGAGUCAGUGGGCUCUGCUCGCUCUUCCGUGAGCCACGUAGGUCAUUUACUGUCCGUCUAUUCACCCUUCCAUUCGUUACUCCUGCUCUCGUUCCCUAGGCCCGCCAACAUUCCUAACUCCGUUUAUUCAUUCAUUCGUUCAGACCUCCUCCCGGCGCUCCUGGUUCCCGCUUCCGAGCCUUUGCAUGUGCCUUCUGCACGCCAGCAUCCAACCUCCACUCUCACUUGCCCGGUGUGAUCCAAGCCCAGAGCUUCCUGAGACCAAAACCCCCUUUGGACGUCUCCUGCUCAGUGUCCCUCCCCUUCUCCCACUUUGUAUUUUUUCACCCAGUCCCCAGUAGAUUUGCCUAUCCUGGACAUUUCAGAUAAAUAGAACUAUUCAAUGUGAAGUCUUUUGUGUCUGGAUUCUCUCACCUAGCAUAGUGUUUUCAAGGUUCAUGUAUCCUAUAGGAUGUAACCAUAUUUCAUUCCUUUUUACGGCAGAAUGAUAUUUGAUUGUAAGUAUCAGCCACAUUUUGUUUAUCCAUUGAUCAGUUGAUGGACAUUGGCCUGUUACCAUUUUUUGGCUGCUAUAGUAAUUAUAUAUAUUAUAUAUUAUCUGUAUUACUGUAUUAUCUGUACUACUGCUAUGACAUUCAUGUGCAAGCUUUUGCAUGGAUACUUUUUUUUUUUUUUUUUUUUUUUUUUUUUUGCUUCUCUGCUUCUUGGUUACAUUUAAAACCUUGACCAGGAGAAAGAAAGAGGAAAAGAGACAGGAAAAGAAAUGGGGGAAAGCUCAAAUUCCCUUAGCAACAGUUUCCUCACACACAGCGCUGCCACAGAUCUCUAUUUUUUAAAAAAUUUGAAAACACACACAAGAUUAAGGAGGAAAAAAAUGGAAAAAGGAUGCCCCAAGGUCCAGAGGAAGCGCCCUAGGCCCUGUGGCUACCCUGUCUGGGAAGGGGUAUGAUGGCUGCCCAGAAGAACAAGGCAUCAGCCCUGGCCCCCGGGGUCCUUCAGAGCACACCAGCCCCAAUGACUACUGAGGCAAGGUGGAGUCGCCAGCACAGUGGCCCAACAGGUGGCUCCAGGAAAAGGUGACAUUCCCUGGAUUGCGCUGAAGACUGACACUCCAGGCCACUCUGAGGGGGCUGCAUCUGGAGGCCUGGGGGCCUGGGAGGACCCCAGAGAAGCUCCUCCGGUGGAGGCAAAGGACCAGGGGGCCCCCAGAGGGAAGCUGGAGCCUGCAGACUGUAGGAGGGACUGGGGCAGGCCCAGAAGCAUCCAAGAGGGCCUGGUGCCCGGCCCCUUGCCUCUCCACAGGGAGCCUGCCUGCCGGUGCAGUAAGUGCAACAAGACGUUCAGCUAGAGUUCCUACCUGCUGCAGCACCAGCGAGUGCACAUGGGCGGGAGGCCCUGUGAAUGGCCGGUCUGCCACAGAGCCUUCAACUGGAACUCCAACUUCCUGGAGCACCAGCAUGCACGCAGGCGCACGGCCCCACACCUGCCCGGCCUGGGGCAAGGCCUUCAGCCAGAACUUCGACCUGGCCGAGCCCCUGAAGAUACAUGGGGUCGCGCAGCUGCACGCCUGUCCCGACUGGGUCAAGGCCUUCCUGCACGUGGCCGGCCUGCGGCAGCACCAGCGCACACAUUGGCAAGAGGCCCUUUGAGUGCACCCAGUGCAGCCAGGCCUUCGUCGUGGGCUCCAGCCUGACCGAGCACAGGUGCAGGCAGACAGGUCUCUUGCUGAGCCCAGCGAUGACGGAGGCGGCAGUAGCAUUCCAGACCCAGCCAGACCUGUGGGCAGAGGUUGAAUCGCUGCUGGAACCCUGGGCCAAUGUGACACUGACUUGCCAUGCCUGUCUGAAGACCAUGAAUUUUGAGCUGUUCAAGGAUGGGGUAACCCAGGAACUUGUGCACCUUGGUUUACCUGCUAUGGAGUACCAGUUCCCCCUAGGACCAGUGACAAGUGACACCCAGGGCCUGUACCGCUGCCGCUCUGGUUUGAGCAGCGGAUGGACCCAGCUGAGCAAUCUCCUGGAGGUGACUGGGGCAGAGACCCUGCCCCCGCCUGUGCUCUCAACGGAGCCCGUGUCCUGGAUCACACCUGGCCUGGAGACAAAACUGCUGUGCCGUGGGGGAUUUCGGGGUGUCACCUUCCUGCUGAGGCUGGAAGGUGAUGACCAGUUUUUGGAGGUGUUUGAGGCUCCUACAGGCGUGGAGGCCACCUUCCCAGUCCGUCGGCCUGGCAACUACAGCUGCAGCUACCGCACCCAUGCAGCAGGUGCACCCUCUGAGCCCAGUGCUACUGUGACAGUCGAAGAGCUGGGCGCACCGUUGCCGCCCACGCUGAGUCUCCAGGGAGAGUCUGCAGCCGCCGUCCUGCACCCGGGUGUCCGCAGGACCUUGGUCUGCGUGGCGCCCCUAAGCGGCGUGCACUUCCAGCUGAGGCGGGGCGAGGAGGUGCUGCAAGUACCCAUGAGCUCCACCAGCCCAGACCGCGUCUUCUUUCACCUGAACGCGGUGGCUCUGGGCGACGGCGGUCUCUACACCUGCCGCUAUCAGCUGCGUGGCCAGCAAACCUGGUCCGUGGACAGUGCGCCCGCCGAGCUGCUGCUGAGCGACGAGACGCUCCCCGCGCCGGAGCUCUCGGCCGAACCCGCGACUCCGCGGCCGGCGCCCGGCGCGUCCCUGCAGCUGCGGUGCCGCGCGCCCCGGCGCGGCCUGCGCUUCGCCCUGGUGCGCGAGGACGCCGGCCAGCGCCGGGUGCACCGAGUCCUGAGCCCCGCGGGCACCGAGGCCCACUUCGAGCUGCGCGAUGUCUCGGCCGCGGACUCGGCCAACUACAGCUGCGUCUACGUGGACACUGAGCCCCCCUUCGCGGGCUCGGCGCCCAGCGCGCCCUUGGAGCUGUGCGUGGAGGGGCCCCCUCCCAGGCCCCAGCUCCGGCCCCUGUGGCGCGGGGCGGUGACUCCGGGCCGCGACGCCGUCCUGCGCUGCGAAGGCCAGGUGCCGGACGUCACGUUCGAGCUGCUGCGGGCCGGUGAAAAGGAGGCUUUGACCCAGACCCGGACCGCCCACCGCUCAGCAGACCUUGUGCUGACCUACGUGGGGCCGCAGCACGUGGGCAACUACAGCUGCCGGUACCGCAGGUCGUGGCCCAAAGUCUUGGUGUCGGAGUUCAGCGAGCCGGUGGAGCUCCAGGUGGCAGGAAGUUGAUGCAGCUGCAGACUCAGGAUGUUAAUGGUAUCCUUGGCGAGUAUUUUCUCCCUUCUGGCACUGAUCCCUCAUGCUGCAGCUGGAGGCUGGACUCACCCCGGGGGUGCUGGAGGACUGUCCCUCAUUCCUCCUGGGAAUCAAUAAAUGUGAAGAGAGACUUUAA
Prionailurus viverrinus (fishing cat) is the source of this 4827-nucleotide messenger RNA. It is a transcript of the gene A1BG, whose product is annotated as alpha-1-B glycoprotein. The coding region runs from base 3012 to 4664 and encodes 550 amino acids. Gene Ontology annotation, cellular component: plasma membrane. The transcript has 13 exons. Lineage: Eukaryota; Metazoa; Chordata; Mammalia; Carnivora; Felidae. The record is from RefSeq and is a predicted model, not a curated record.